GCAGAAUGGUGUUUGUGAAGAAGAAACAAAUCUUGAAAGUUGAAUACAUACUUGUCUGAAGCAGAUUCUGUUGUGAAAAACCUUGAAGGGGAAAAUAAAGAUUAAAGAGACUGCUAUGUAAUGACAGUCCAGGCCAGACUCUAAAGUCUAAACAUAGCCUUAGCCUUAGAAUUGAAAAGGGCAGCUCUAUAGGGACCGUUCGGAAGUCACUGACAGUCAAGUGGCUGAAGAGCCUAGACCAGCUCUUCAUCCAUCCAUCCAGAUUGAUGGCAUAGCACAAGACCAUCUCUUGUAUCCAGCUCUAUACAGAGACCUAUUAUGUUAUCUUGUGGUUUCUCUUCCUCCCAAACAUUCAUUCACCUCGCAACCUAACUUCACCUCACACACACAUGCACACACCGUCAUGUGGUUUAUCUGUCUAAAAACUUGAGGGGGGUGUAGAUCAACUCCCUAUGACAUCACUCCUGAAGCUUGAAACAGAAUCAUUUGGUAUGUGUGCAGUGUCUGCAUUGCACGCAUUGAAAGGUACACAUCAUGGACAGCAGAUUUCUCUAUGAUGUCACUGGAGCUGGAGCAUGUAAAUGUUUAGAUAAAUGGGGAAUGUGAGAGAAGCAAAGCUGAAUUUAUAUUGGGGGAACCAUGGUUGCGUGACAAUGUGGAAGUUUAUGUCCCAUGGUAUUGUUGAACAGGAUGCUGACAUUCAGUGAAGGUUUUGCUUCAGUUGUGCACAGUCAAACUCCAUUGAAUUAUCGCUCCCUGCAGUCAAAAUGGAGCGCUAGAGAGACGAGCACCUGGCAUGUGGCAGAACUAUUCUUGGAUGUAUUUCGUGAAGUUUUCAUGAGAGAAAAUGGUGGAUUUUGUGCGUGGUUAUAGAGCCAGAGAUGCUAUUAAAAUGGAUUCUAUAAAUAUGGAUAAUAAUCUGGAUUCACUUCUAGAUCUAGACUUCAACUUCAUGAGGGACAUGUCGAUGGACAUCGCGCCUACCCUCAUCACGUUGUACGACUCGGUAGCAGCAAAUGGCCAAGUAGAUGAACAUCCCCAUCAAGGAGAGGAAGAGGAGGAGCGUGUGCGGCUGCAGCAGGACUGUGAGUCAUGUGAUCAGGAAGAGCGAAUUGCAUUUGUGCCGAGCUCAACUACCCUGGCUGCAGCUUGUUUGAGAGACUCAGAAGGAAGUUUGAUUGCAGCCGAUGAUGUCACCCAAGAAAACGAGGAAAAAUGUAGCAAAGGAGAAAGUGACAACAGGGGUAGGGAAGGUUGUGAGAGCCCUUUAGUAGCUGCAGAAGAGGAGAGACUCGAGCACCUUGCUUCUAAUCAUAGCUUCUUACAUGCUGCAGGAGGAAAGGUGCCGUUGUUAGACAGUGUCUCUAUUGAUUCUUACCUUGAUAGAACUACCCAGGAGAAACAAGAUAACGCCCAAAAUGGCAGCGGCGAUAGCAAUAGUGUUUCAAGUGCAAAUAUAGAAGCCCUGAUUCCAUGCGGGAAGGUGAACCUACAUGGAGCUCGCGAUAACAACUUCAACGUAGAACAUUCCAGUAGGAUGGUUAGUAGCGAUGAUCCAGGAGGAGAAAACAUGGCAAUAGAUGUAGACUUCAACAGCAAUAGCAAUAAUGACUGCAGGCCACGGGCCCAGAGCGCCGACCUGCUCUCAGACAGCAGAAGAUGGAGUCAGAGACAGCGUCCAGCAAGUGCAGAGAUUACGACGACGGAGUAUCUUGAGAGCGGUGCUUGCUCACCGGUUCUCCAGCAGAAACAUGAAGAGGCGCAUCACAGCCAUGCCCCUACCAGGCAGAACUCGUCCCGCAUCAACCCUCCGAUUAUUGUCACGACGACUCCUCUGACCAAUGAAGCCAUGUCCCCACCUACAUCACCCCCAACAUCACCCCCGAUGAGUCCCACCUUCAACAAGAGACCAAAGUCAUCUAUCUUCAGCAUGCAGGGAAGGACCUACCUGGGCAGAAUAGUAGAUGAGAUCAUAGAAACAGAGAGGAGUUAUGUGGGAGAUCUUGGAGACAUUAUCAAGGGUUACAACCAAACGAUGAAGAACCAUCCUGACAUCCAACUCAGCCAGGAGAAGUUUGACACUCUCUACUGCAAUCUAGAGGAUAUUCAUUCUUUCAACAGGGAACUACUAGCAGAUCUUGAGGAGUGUGAUGAAGAUCCCGUCAAGGUGGCUGAUUGUUUCCUAGAAGUGGAGGAUGAUUUCUGCAUCUACACCAAAUACUGCACCAACUACCCCAAGGCAGUGGACGUACUGACGGAAUGUAUGCAGGAUCCCUUCAUAUCGGACUUCUUCAGAGAGCAACAGGCUCAACUCAAUCAUGGUCUUGCUCUAGGUGCCUACCUACUCAAACCUGUACAGAGGAUACUCAAAUACCAUCUCCUCUUCCAGGAUAUGAUGAAGCAUUACAAGGAAGAACAGGGGCGGGAUGUGAUCGCCAGGGCGCUCAAGUCAAUGACUAACGUGGCAUGGCACAUCAAUGAUAUGAAGAGAAAACAUGAGGCAUCUGUCCAUGUUCAAGAGAUACAGAGUCAGCUACAUGGAUGGCAGGAUGAUCUGAAUACCUAUGGAGACCUUGUAUUGGAGGGUGUAUUGCGGAUGCAUGGAGCACGAGGUGACCGGUUCAUCUACCUGUUCGAGAGAGCGCUUCUCAUCGGCAAGAAACAUGAGAACACAAAUCUCAUCAGUAUUAAGACUCAAAUCACAUGUGCCAACCUGAUGCUAAUAGAAAGUGUUCCCAAAGAACCCCUUGGCUUCAAUGUGAUUCCCUUUGAUAACUCAGACCUACAGUACACCAUUCUUGCCAAAUCUCAGGAGCAGAAGAAACAAUGGACUCAUGAAAUAAAGAGACUUAUCCUUGAAAACUACCAGAGCAACAUUCCUACCAAAGUCAAAGAACUCAUCCUCGGUACAAGAGCAGCUAAGAAUGCUAAAGAUGAUAUUGAGGCAGAGAACAAGGCAUCGCCAUCAUCACCUCAAGAACCCACCAUGUCGAGGGACAGGAAAGAACGCAAAUCUCGCAAGAAACACAAACGGCGCAACUCGGAACCCAUGGGCAAACUACAGAGGGGGCAAAAGCAGGUCAAAGCCGCUGUAGAGAACAUAAUAACCGGAAUGAAAAGGCCAGAUUUAUCCAAACUGGGAAGUAAGAGGUUUGCUGAUAUCCCUCAGGAUGACGGUACAGAAGAUUCCCUAGAUGAGGUGGAUUCCAACAAGACUGGGAAGAGCGAACCCUGCACACCAAACGAGAAAGGAGAGAGCACUUUGGCCCCUCUAGCAAGACCUGAGGAGAUGAGAGAUGAAUCUGGUUCUCAACAAGAUACCAGACAAGACUCUUCUCGAUCCUCAUCCAAGAAACUGGUUCUAUCCAAUAGUCUGGGAGACAAGAAGGAAUCCAAUCGAGACUCUGGCAUCGGUAGCAUGAAUCUCUCCGAGCAUCUCAAGCUAGACUCCGAGGAUAAGAGCAGCGCUGAUGAGGCCAAGGCUGGAGAUGGUAGGACAGGCAAGAAGAAGGGUGGAGCGGUCAGGAAACAACGAGAGAAUGGGGCCAAGAGACAAGAUGGUCUGGAUGAUACAGAAGAGGAGGAAGUAGAAGGAGCAAAGGGAAGCGAAGGAGAGAGUCCUGAUGAGUUGGAAGCAUUAGAGCAGCUUUCAGACCCACUCCUUGACAUAGAGCUAUCUCCUAGACCACCCAGGAGAAGCCUGAGCACUAUUCAUGGCCCAGAGCUCUUCAAAUUAAGAAGAGUUGAUCUCAAGGAGUACCGUCCACUCAAUGACCGAUUCAGCAAAGACCAUGAUGAUGUCUGGGUCCCUAUGACAGGCAAGGCAUUUGCCAGGAAUCGCUCGUUCUCUCACAUUCCAACAAGACCCCAGAGUGCCGACGUCUGUACCCAUCCACACUUCCAAAAACUGAGACUAUCAAGGACUCGCAGUGAUGACAGUUCCCUCCAUGCCUGGGCAGAGCUGGCUAAAUGCCAAUCAGAUCCAAAUAUUACUGAUCACAAGUCUGACCUCGGGGAUUCAAUUAAGAGCCAUGAUGAAAAGCAGAGUGGUCUCGGCUCCUCUGCAUCUACAUUUGGGACAGGGGAUGGAGACUUUUCUUCUUUGUCAUCUCAUGAAAAUCUCACAGACUCUAUCAACAUGGCUUUCCAACAGCUAGGGGCCAAGUAUGCUGCAAAGAUUGAAAGUGAGAGCGGGAAUUCUACACCUCGUAAUAUGAAAGAAAAAGCCAAAGACUCUGAUGCUGCAACACGAAAGGAGAAAGUAUCAAUAGUUCUAAAUGAUGAGGACAUACUGAACCUGGACAAAGAGGAUACAGAAUCUUCAAACAGAGACAGAAGCGAUACAACAAGUUCAACCAAAGAUGACGAUACUUCAUUUGAUUCACCAGAAGAGGAGGAGCUCAGUGCUGCGAAGAAGAAGGUGCAGAGGCUGGCCAGGAAAUACAGUAAAAUGAUCAAACAUCAACAAGAGCAGCCUGCUACUAUUGUUGUCACAAGGAAGAACAGUGAGUCUUCAUCCUCUGAAACUGAUGGGAAGCAGAUUGCUUGGGCAGUCACUCACAGCCGGGGUGGAACUGUCAUCAAGCGCUUUGAGAUAGACAGCCCUUCUGGUACUGGGACAGGAGAUUCUGUCAGCAGAUCUACAACAGAUUCAGAAGAUGAUAAAUCCAGUGGCUCCAGACGUCCCAUAAGUCGAACAGCACAGAGCAGGAAAUCUGUCAGGGACUUUGUUAGGAAAUAUGAGGUGACCAAGUCGACUAAACCAGAGCCCAAGGUUGUGACACCUGUCCAAGAUGGCAUCAAGGAAAGACUCAAGAGCUUCCAAGUGGAUAAUAAACAACCCAAUAAAUCUCCUCAGCACCGAACAAGUAUGGGAUUCAAGAAGUUGUCGGAAAGGCGAAAAGAACUUGAAGAAUGGGUAGCCAAACCCAAACAGCGGUCUAGACAUAACUCUGAAGGUAAAGAUUCUACUGAUGGUCAUUCAUUCAGCAGCAGUGCUUCAGAUGCUGGUGAUCUUUCAUUUACCUUCAACAGCAACAGUUAUCAAGGUAGUUAUGCUUCCAGCUUACAUAGUAGUGGACGCAGCUCUCCGUGCAUUGAAGCUCGCAUGGCCAACAUCAAUGCCAUUAAGGAUGGUCUCUUGGAAUCUAUAAGUCGCUUGACCCCCCAUGAGGGCACUGCUGAAGAGGAAGAGGUGACUCCUGCCAUGUUCAAAUCCAUCCGAGAGAGAUUUGAAGAGCUUGAAAAGGCUGCCCACAAACCCAUCCCACGAACAGUUAGUGAUCCUCAAGAGGAGAUCAAAGGAAAUAGCGUGGUUGAAGAUGACGACGACGACACUAUUCAAGAUCUUACAGACAUUCAAUCUAUGGGAGAAGUUGAGACAAAUACAGCCCCGCUAAUUCUGGAUCUUGAUCUAGAUCUUCCAUUUCCUGAAGUCUUUGACACAUCAUCUAGUGAAAUGUCGGCAGUGGGUGUGAAAUCUUCAGAAUCUCUUAAUACCCGUCUCGAUGCUCUAGAUAUCUCAAGUGACAAUUCUGCAUCUGAUGCCAAGCAGUUCUCAUCCUCUUCCGACCUGCUCUUUCCAGAGAUUGGAAAGUUGGAAAGUACACCAACUGUUUCAGAGACACCCUCCAGCAAGCCUGUCACCAACGUGAAGGUCACAACUACCAGGCUGUCAGACUCAUGUCAUUCGGUAAGCUUGGAGAUAUCCCUCACAUCCAAGAAGAGAGAAUCUGCUCAUCCGACGACUCUGGACGUCCUCUCCCUCUAUGAAGGACUGUCCAUCGAGGAAGCUCUUGCAGAGGAGCAGAAGAUGCUGUCCCCAGAGCCAACACUUAACAGGUCAGAUUCAUCAGGGAGCAGCUACAAGGAUGCUAUCUCAGCCAAUCUCACUUCUCCAACUUCUGAGGACUAUGUCACCGCACCUGAAGAGCACUAAAUAUUGACAUAUGUGCUUAUUGUCACCCGCCAUUUGAUAAUAUGUCAAUGCUUUACACUGAAUACUUAACCAUGUUAUUUCAAAUUCUUUCAUUUUUUUACAACUUGUUCUUUCACCAGGUGACCAUUUGACAAAUUCAAGUAGAGCACAGAGAUUGAUUGCCAAAGGAAGUAGGGAUUAUUUUCAUAUAAAUCAAGUGCUUCUAAGAGCACGAGCCAUUUUGUAUUCAUUUUUGUAUUACGCAGUCAGUGCCUUGACAUUGAACAAUUUAAUUUCUAUUCUUCUCAUCAACUUGUUUUGGAUGGUGAAUUUGUGUGUUUGGAUUGCUCUUAUGUUAGUUGAAUGAAAAAAUAUUUUGGAGAAAAAUAAACAUCUUUUAGGGGUUGAUCAGUCGUUGUAUAGUGAUAUAUAAAACUUGUUUCAGCUUCUCUUAGCUCUGACAACUAUCUUCACUUUCUUUAUGUUCUUGUGGUUCACCGUUCUGUUUUAAGGAAAUUAGAAUGCAUUUAAUGAACAAGAGCUGUUUUUCUGCAUUGAGUAUCGAUUGGUCUACUUUUGAUAUUAUGAUGUCACUUAUGAUAUUAUAAUGAGGUAUAUUCCACUGAUACUUUGUUCAAUAUUUCUUGGUAUUUCAAAGGUGACACAGGUGAUCACAGAAGAUAUGAAAUCAUUUUAUAUCUCCUUGGGGAGUGGCUGUAUCAAUAUCACUGUCAUUGGUUGACCAUUGCAUCUUUCAUAUCCUUGUAGAAUUCAAGCUUGUAAGUGAUUUUCAUUGGAUCUAUAAUUCCAUCCUGUCAGUUUAAUUAGCUUCAUUCAUAUUUCUGAGAAAGAACAGAUUCUAGUCUGUUCUAUCGUUUGAAUGUUUUUGGCCUCGACGCCGCCCGAUCACGUCAUGAAACAGUCAUGUGACAGUCAUGUGACUGACUUGAUAGUUUGAUUGUGUGGGAGGAAGUCUUAAGGUCCGGAUUGUUCAAGCAAAGAUUACAUCAUUUGCUUGCAUAUAGUAAAUCUUAUAGGAUCAUCUAAAUUUCAUUCUACUUCAUAUAAAGUAUUCUUACUUUGAUAGAACAUUUGUUUUGCAUUUUAAAUGCAAACAUAUAAUCUUUCUUCACUAUGACUAAUUUUCUAGGAUAUAGAAUAUGUUGUUUCAGCCUUUUAAAUCAUUUUUUUCUUCUUAUUACUUACAUUCACUUGGAUUAUAGAAAGGCUGCUUUCAUACAUAUAAACCCUUACUAUCAUUUCUCAGUCAUGAAUCCUAUUAUCUGCUAGUCUGUGUAAACUGUUAGCCUAUCUUUUCGUUAAGUCUGAAAAUAUUUCACAGGCAACCUUCUUAUGAGAAGGAUUGAAAGCCAAAAAGCCAAAGCCCUAUUCAAACAAAUUGUGACAGUAUUGCUCCAUGCAAAGUGCCUUUCAACUUUUAUAAACAUUUCUGAUGUGAGUAAUCACGUAAUAUAACUGUUAAGUUUGUCCCCUUACCUUGUGUGGUGAAUUGAACAACAAGAUUAGUGUCUGCAUGUUUUUAGGGUGUUUUUUUUUUUUUAAUGUUGAAGAAGAUAAUGCACAUUGUACAUGUUUUCAAUAUAUGUCAAUGUCUUCUUUCAUUGUGCUAUUUUCUAAAUGCAAAACUCUGGAAUGUCUGUUGCCUGCUGCAAAAGUGGAGAUCUUUGAAAAAUAUUUUCUUUGUUUACUAUUAGGCACAAAACAGACUCAAAUUACAUGCUUUGACGCUAAAGCCAGGAUGCACAAAAUAUUUUCUUUGGAGAAACGCUAGUAUCAAGCAUGUAUCUCAUGGAUAUAAGUUGCAGAAAUUGUAUUUAGCAAAAGAAGCAGGAUAAAUAAAUCAUGUUGAGUGAACCACUUUGCAGUAGUUGUAUUUGUCUUGCUAAAAUGUUUUUAGCUUUAAGGCAUGUGUGUUGUGUAUAUCGUCGUAGAAAUAUUUAAUAUAUAAGGUAUGUGUAUUCAGGCUUAUCUAUGUGUUCCCUGAGCUUUGUAUGAUACUCUGUAAUUUACCCAAGGAUUUGGCAUGUAUAUUCAUCCAAAUGUAGUUAUGCUGUAUGUGUAUAUUUCUAUUAUAUCCACCAUGGUCAUUGUAUAUUUCAUUUAGAUUGCUUUUGUGAAGUCGAAGGGAGGUGUUGUAUCAAGCUAGAAAGAGUUCUGUGAAAGCACCUUUAUUCUCUCUACUUUUCUUGCCAAAUAGAGUAAUAAUAUGAAUCUCAGAAUUUAUUGAUAAAGAGAAAGUACCGUUGAUUAAGAUUUACUGUAAUAUGUAGUGUGGAUAUUUUUGUUAUCUUAAUAAAACUAAUUAUCAUUCCUGAUGUAAGAAAUUAAUGUUCAUAGUGUACAUUGCAAUGUUUUGAUAACAGAAGCACUAGCCAAUUGUACUUUAAACAGAUAUGUGGCAAGCAGCUAUUUUUCAUGUUUUGUACAAGCUAAAAUUUUAAAUGAAUCAAUGAUAAAGUAUGAGGAAUGAUGAUGUAUGUUAAAUUGAUAAACAUCUUUCACCUUUGCAAGUGAUUGUAGGUGUUGUGUCAGAGGAGAAAAACUAGUAAAUGUUAUCAUUAUAUUUAUGAAUGAAUUCAUAUCACUGACGAGUCAGAGUUGACAAAUAAUUGUUUAAAUUCUUAACAUGAUUAUUAGAGAAUUUAAAUGCAGUUGUUGUAUUCAGAAAUACAACAAUGUAAUUGCUCUUUUCAUCUAUCAAUCUAACUUUCAUUUUUGUCAGGUUAAGUGGAAAACAAAUCAUUAAUAUUAAUUUUUCUUAAGAAAUUGUCUUUUCCUUUCAUGUAAAACUUCAAAUAAGGUGCUAUGAGUCUUUCCACUUCCAAGUUCUUCUUACAUGUCACAAUGUAGCAAUCGUGCUAAGUAAUUGAGUCACAGGUACGAUAGUGGUGCUAUUUCAAUUUUGGAACUACCUUUAGAGGCUAUAAUACCAACUAAUGGGGCCGUCAAACAUGUCAGCAUUUAAGCACAUACAGUGCACUGUAAAUUAUUUGCAGUUACGUGUAUCCAUUCUUUGCUAUUUUCUUAGUGAAUUAUGUGUAUGUGAUUUUGAAGAGAAAGUAGUAUGUUUAAAUGGCCUUAUCACUUCAACUAAAGUGGAGAUUAUAAAGAGACCACCUUUCAUAUUGUGCUGCACAAUUAUGUUGAAUUAUAAACAUUGGACAAGUACAACUGUAGUUGAUGUGUACGCAAGCUUACCUAUUCUGUAUGAAUUGUUAACAUUAUUGAUGAUAAUUUGGGUUUUUAUCCUAUCUGUAUGGUUUGGCAGCACUCACAGAAUGCCUCAAAGUUAAUGCUAAUCUGUUGCAACUUGCAGUGUCCUUUUCCAGGUAAAGAGACUUUCUGUAAAUUCAUGAUCAGAUUGGGUUUACGUGCUACGUUUGAUCUAAUGGUUUAUUAGCACAAGCUUGAUAUGCAGACCAGCUAUAAUCUGUUUAUAUCUGCACAAAUAUUUAGGCACUGUAUCUACUUAAAUGCCUUUCUCUCCAGCGAUAAAAAUACCGUCUUUUUCUACAUUGUGUAAUGUAUACCCAUAGUAUACCGUCAGCUUUCAGAGUUUAUCAACUACCUGUGGACUUAAUAUUGAUGAAUUUUCAAUAAAAUAAGAACAAAUCAACUCAAAAUUGAUCUUACUAAAUUUAUAAAAAUAUGACCAUGAAUUGAAUACAUUGUAUAUCUUUUGCUUAUGUUGCUGUAUGAGUUGUAUUUAUUCAUUUGAUAAAGCAAAGCAAUGUUUUGUUAUUGUUUUGUAUAAUUUGUAAGAGGUAUGUCUGUUGUCUUUGUUACGGCCCUCGCUUGACAUCACUACCUCUUUCUUCAGGUAGUGAAAUGUACAUCAUACAAUAAAAACAAGGCGUCCAGACUGGAAACACAAAA
This is a messenger RNA of Strongylocentrotus purpuratus (purple sea urchin), 9814 nucleotides long. RefSeq lists its product as uncharacterized. The transcript is spliced from 16 exons. Lineage: Eukaryota; Metazoa; Echinodermata; Echinoidea; Camarodonta; Strongylocentrotidae. The record is from RefSeq and is a predicted model, not a curated record. Bases 848 to 5938 code for a protein of 1696 amino acids. Gene Ontology annotation, molecular function: guanyl-nucleotide exchange factor activity.